AUGCCUGAAGACGAUCGCAUAAUCAUUCCAUACACGAAGAAGGAAGAUAAGUGGAUCACGGGAACAACCAUUUCGUCAGUGCAGACACUUCAGGGAAACAUCGCCACCCCUCCACCUUGUGAGUACACUCGUAAUGUCCCCGCCAUAGUUUUCUCAUCUGGUGGAUCCACAGGAAACAUAUUCCAUGAAUUCACCGAAUUAAUCAUUCCUUUGUUCCUCACUAGUCACCACUUCCAAUCUCGCCUCUUGAUGGUCACCAAUUUCAGACUUCAGUCCAUGGGUAAAUAUAAGAAAAUUUUCUCCCAUUUGUCAAGGUAUGAAGUCAUUAAUCCAGCAGCAAAUGUAAGUGUGCAUUGCUUUCCGGGAGCAGUUGUCGGGCAUCACUACCACGACCAUCUUGCCAUUAAGACAGCGGAAAUUCCCAAAGGUUACUCCAUGUUCAAUUUCAAGAAAUUUCUCAGAUAUUCUUACAACCUAAAGAUACAAGAUUCAUCACAGACGGAAAAACCCACGUUGAUACUUAUGUCUCGCAAAAAGUCAAGAGUCUUUAUGAAUGAAGAUGAGAUGGUGACCAUGAUGAAGGCAUUGGGCUUCAGAGUUGUCGUCGCACAGCCUGAUAUGAUGACCAAUAUGGACAAAUUUGAGGAGAUAGUAAACUCGUGCAGCAUACUGGUCAGUGCCCACGGUGCUGGGCUUACAAAUGCUGUCUUCUUGCCGGAAGGGGCUGUCCUGGUGCAAGUGAUGGGACUGGGCAUAGAUUGGAUAUCGAACACUUUGGCAUUCCAGCUCUAG
Rhododendron vialii is the source of this 792-nucleotide messenger RNA. Its product is annotated as alpha-1,3-arabinosyltransferase XAT2-like. Lineage: Eukaryota; Viridiplantae; Streptophyta; Magnoliopsida; Ericales; Ericaceae. The record is from RefSeq and is a predicted model, not a curated record. The transcript has a single exon. Gene Ontology annotation, molecular function: glycosyltransferase activity. The coding region runs from base 1 to 792 and encodes 263 amino acids.